CUUCUAUCCUCUUGUCCCUUCAACUAAUUACUUAUUCUCUCUCGCUCUCUCUCUCUCUCUCCCUCUCUCUCCUUCCCUCUCGUGCGCGCGCGCCAUCAUGGAUCCUGCCACCGCCACAGAUGCCGUCCUCAGGCCCUCCCAUCCUGUCCCCGACAAUGCCCGCCCGGUCCGCGGCAUCGAGUUCGACAAUCUGCACCACAGACCCGUCACUGUCGAUGAUCUCGUUGCUGGCAUGGCCGACAUGGGCUUCCAGGCAAGCGCUGUAGGCGACGCCGUCAACAUCAUCAACGAUAUGCGACGUUGGAGAGAUGCAGACACGCGCGAAUCCACCACCAUCUUCCUUGGCUAUACCUCGAAUCUCAUCUCGUCCGGGCUCCGGGAGACGCUGCGCUACCUGGUCCAGCACAAGCAUGUCUCUGCCAUUGUCACCACUGCCGGCGGCGUUGAAGAAGACUUUAUCAAAUGCCUGGCCCCGACCUACCUGGGCUCCUUUACCGCGCCGGGUGCUGCCCUUCGCGCCCAGGGGAUGAACCGCAUCGGCAACCUGUUUGUGCCCAACAGCAACUACUGCGCCUUUGAAGAGUGGGUGGUGCCGAUCCUGGACCGGAUGCUGGACGAGCAAGAGGCGGCACGACACGAGCCAGACCCGCUCGUCUGGACGCCCAGCAAGAUCAUCAGCCGGCUGGGCAGGGAGAUCAACGACGAGCGGUCCGUCUACUACUGGGCGUGGAAGAAUGAGAUUCCGGUCUUCUGCCCCGCCAUCACGGACGGCAGCCUCGGCGACAUGAUGUUCUUCCACACCUUCAAGUCGUCGCCCAACCAGCUCAUCUGCGACAGCAUUGGCGACAUCAGGACGCUCAACACGCUCGCCAUCAAGGCCAAGCGCGCCGGCAUGAUUGUGCUGGGAGGCGGGGUGGUGAAGCACCACAUUGCCAACGCCUGCCUCUUCCGCAACGGCGCCGAGAGCGCCGUCUACAUCAACACCGCCCAGGAGUUUGACGGCAGCGACGCGGGUGCACGGCCCGACGAGGCGGUGAGCUGGGGCAAGAUCAAGGCGGAUGCGCAGAGCGUCAAGGUGUAUGCCGAGGCGACGGUGGUGUUUCCUCUGAUUGUCGCAGCGACAUUUGCCAAGGCGGCCACGGAGUGAUGGACAUGCUGCCAGUGACAGCGGCAGGACGUACCUCCAGUGACAGUAGCAGUACGUGGGCGAGAAGACGGAUGAUCCAUAAAUCCCCAGACAUGCACGCACCCCCGAGGGCGUUAAAGUGACGCGGGGCAAGACAGGCACAGCCCUACCAACUGCUGCCUGCUUAGUAGUAGGUUGGGGGGAGUAGUAGCUGCUACUAGCUAGUAUUGGUACUAGCGACGGUGGGCGGGUGUGCAAUUAGUGGGUUGACUGGGCGUUGACUAGCGAGAAUGUGGCUUAGCUGCCCGCCGCCACUCGACCGCCUCACCUUUUCCAAGAUUGAUGGCUAGUAAUUAAUUACCUAGUAGGUCGGUAGAGGUGGGUGGGUAGCUAGCUUGGUAUCAUCAUUCCUCCCCUGUCACUAGGACUAAUAGAGGUGGAUGAACUACUCUCUCUCUCUCUCUACUCAUGUAGUAGUAAUCAAGUAGUUGACUCGAUAAUCCACACCCCU
This is a messenger RNA of Pseudovirgaria hyperparasitica, 1637 nucleotides long. Its product is annotated as Deoxyhypusine synthase. Gene Ontology annotation, biological process: peptidyl-hypusine biosynthetic process. Gene Ontology annotation, molecular function: deoxyhypusine synthase activity. Bases 98 to 1147 code for a protein of 349 amino acids. The record is from RefSeq and is a predicted model, not a curated record. Gene Ontology annotation, cellular component: cytoplasm. Lineage: Eukaryota; Fungi; Ascomycota; Dothideomycetes; Acrospermales; Acrospermaceae. The transcript has 3 exons.